Messenger RNA from Prorocentrum cordatum, 2181 nucleotides. Lineage: Eukaryota; Dinophyceae; Prorocentrales; Prorocentraceae. The record is from the annotation of a GenBank genome assembly.
AGCCGGCUCGGCUGCAGAUCUCAGGAGCAUGGUUCACGAUCUAACUUUACCACUGUUCUCAUUCGGCAUGGCGUGGAAGGCGUCAUCAUUGCUCUUCAUGUCCUGUGGGCUUGCACCACGCUGUAAUGCAGACGGCGUCAUCGUACCCGGGGAAGACCUCAUUGUUGUCACACCAGAGGUUUUGCGUUUCAGAAAUUUUUUUCGAUGAAUGUGCUCGGCGUCGAGAUCCACUUUGAGUUCAAUACUCCUACCCAUCCCGAUGUGGAUUACCGUCUGUCCAUGGCACGUAAGAGCUUCUUUGGCAUGUCUAACUAUUUUCGAUGUUCGGCGGUGAGUAUUCGUGAUAAAUUCUGGAGGUAUCAGGAGAAGGUCCAGGGGAUAGCCAUGUACGGUAUUGAGGGUAUGACGCUCGACAACCAUUCUUUCCAGCGUAUGCACUCCGUCGAGGGUUUCUGCCUGUGUAAAAUGUUCACUUGUCCCAGGGGACCUGAGGAGAAUGUUUCCACGUGGAGUCGGAGGAGGUAUGCGGAGGCUAGGAGGAAAUUUCAGGAGAUGGUGGAAGAGUGCAGAUCGAACAUGGCGUUAUGUACGUGCGUGCUUGUGUGCAUAUGGUGUGAUGUGGGAUCGUAUUCGUACGGGCGCUUCGGAGUUCCUGCGCAUGAAUUUCUGCUUUCGGGAAUCCAGUCAGAUGAAACGCCAACGAGGAGGGGGCUUGGCAAUCGGGCAACGACAUUGGACCCACACGUUUUCGGAGUUCUUCGGCCCCAAUUGGUGGGAGGGGUUCCGUGCUACGCCUGGGACCUUUGAGCAGUUCGCCGCACACGUAUGUUCACGGGAUAUGCUUGAUUGUUUCCAGAUUCGUGCUAACGCCCUUAGUCAUCUUCGGGUCGCUGGUGAGGUCCAUAUCCAAACACAACAGGAACUUCGGGAGUAUGGAGUUGAGGAGGGAUCACAACUUGCCAACGAUCGUCUUGCUAAACGACUUGCUGUACACGCAUCCAAAUGGGAAAAUGCCGUUUGAGAUCUCGAAGCCUUUGGAGUCCCCGUAAGUAUUCAUGGAGAUAGUCUCUUGAUUGUAUCAUGGUGUCAUGGGUACUGGCAAGUGUUUGCCAAUAAUUUCCAGAGAAGAGUUGACAUGAUGAUGAACCGUCUGGAUGGUAUGUCUUUUAUGUUUUGUAUACGCCCACUUGCUCCUGGACGAGAUCUGAUCGAACACUGCUUCAAGGAAUGUAAUACAAGGGCGGACGUGCUCACUCAUACUGCCCGUGAGGGCAACGACAUAUUUCAGGAUCGUAUAGGGCAGGAGCCCAAUGAGAUUUCGAGUCUGUACAGGUAUUGUGCCAUCGACUGUGGCUUCGAUGGCGGUGUGUCGACGGCUGGUGUCGGAGUCGGUUGCUGGAUUGAUGUCGGUCCUGUCUCGCGGACUUGUCGUAAGCCGAGCUCCAGAGAUAUUGUGUGGACGGAGGUGUGCAGUGCUGCUUUCUCUAUCGACAACAAUGCUUCAGUUACCGAUGCCGAGAUGUCGGCGAUUGAACAUGCCAUUGAUGUUCUUCCACGGGUUGUACACACAUACGUUGAGUUUGAACUAUUGUGACUUGUGAUUUCGUGUUUUUUUCUUCAUACUUGUACGUUCUCAUGCAUGCACGUGUGUCGAAUAAGAGCUUCGCUUGACAGUCACUUGUUCUGUAUCAGAGCUUCGCUCCCUGACUGCGGCACUCGCUGUGGUGGGCGGCUUGGCUCACCUGUAUGUUGCCCGUUUCUUGCUUGCGACUGGGCCAGACGGCCCGCGCAGUCGACCGCAAAGACCGCAAAGAACCAGGUCGACGGUUUACCGCCGUCGCCAGCUUGAGCAGAGUUUAUCAGACCAUGAGGCCACGCCAUCGAAACCAACGGGGGCUCACAAGACCAAUGUGUCUUGUUCCAAAGACCUUUUGGGCUCCUGGAUGUGAGUUGCUGCCUCGUCUUCCUCCUCACCUUCCUCCUCCCCCCGUGCCCUGAGCAGCCGGCACAGAGUUUCUCCCAGCUCUGCUUGCGAGUGCUUGAGCUUGAUCUCUUGCCCACGCGCCGGACGGCGCAUGGCGUGUGAGUGAACGACACGAACGCCUGUCGGCUUGCACCCGCCUGUGCCCUGGGCGCCGCCCCGUGGCGGGCGCAGGCUUGACCUCGUCCUUGACCUUCUUG